Molecule: messenger RNA, 1613 nt
Organism: Thermothelomyces thermophilus ATCC 42464
Lineage: Eukaryota; Fungi; Ascomycota; Sordariomycetes; Sordariales; Chaetomiaceae
Exons: 2
Coding region: 95-1459 (454 amino acids)
Biological process (GO): maturation of LSU-rRNA; maturation of 5.8S rRNA
Cellular component (GO): Las1 complex; preribosome, large subunit precursor
Molecular function (GO): endonuclease activity
Source: RefSeq, a predicted model, not a curated record
GGAAACAGAAAAGCAGGGGAGGCUCUGUUAUCAACGCACUACGAAUCAAGAUUCCGGGGGGCAUUAUUCAAUAUUUUAAUCUUUUUUUGAGGGCAUGGUACAGUACAUCUUCACCCCCUGGCGCAACCGCCGCGAGCUGCUGGCCGUCCGCCGGCAGUUCUACCCCGACCGCCAUCCUCAGCGGCAACCACCGCGACGGCAAACCCCGGGCCAGGCUCAGUUGUCUAGCACCAACACGGCCGCUACCGCCUACUCGACAUACCGUGCUACUACUGUCAACGAGCUACCACCACCACCACUACCACCACCAUCAUCAUCAUCAUCAUCAUUGACAACAGCAAAACAACAAGCAGUCGGACGGAGACGGAGCCAUGGCGAGAAACAAGAGGCCGUCGCCCGCGUGUCCAUGUGGAUGCAGCGCGGCGGCUGUCCGCACAUGGUCGAGUCGACCGCGCUGUUAACGGCGGCCAUCUUGAGCGACGAGGUGACGGGGGGGCCGGGGGCGGGGAGCGACGACGGGCUGGCGAGGGCGUCGAGGGCGUACGCCGUGCGCGCGGCAUAUUCGGCCGCUUUUAGUCGCUUCGUGACGGGCCUGCUCGACUCCCACCAGGACAGACAGCGCAAGAUGUCCAUGUACGACGUGGCCAAGAGCGUCGGCCUGCCCGCCACCUUUGUCGAGCUCCGCCACCAGGCCACCCACGAGCAGCUCCCCUCCCUGGCGCGCCUGCGCGCCGCCGCGGACAAGGCGCUCGACUGGAUCUGGGAGUACUACUGGCGCGGCCUGACGGCCGGCGACAGCGACAGUGACAGCGACGAGCACGAAUCUGACGCGGACGAGGACGAGGCCGAUGCGUCUGGAAGGGAAGAGUCUGGUGCCGAGGCGAUGGAGGGGGUGUUGGGUGAGGGUGAUGGUGAUGGUGAGAAUGAUGGUCCUGACGUGACGAUGAGGGAGGAGGAUGGUUGUGGUGGUAGUGGUGGUGGUGUUGGCGAUGGGCACAAGCCGGCACAGGAAAAGGAGAUAAGGACGCUGCUGGAGGGGUAUUUAGAGGGCAACGAAAAGCAGCCGCAGGAGGAGGAGGAGGAGGAGGAGGAGAAGCUGAAGAGGGAACUUGGGAGGUUCGACGAGGGACUGGUGUUGAUGGUGCUUGACUCCAUCACGGACAACACGAGGGACAGUAAAGUGCUGCGUCGGGCUUUGGUCCUGGGGAGGCGAAUCCUGGAGUGGAAGGGGAACCAAGAGCACGUAAGCGGUGCGGACCGCAUGGAAGAGGAUGGGCCGGCUGGAGAUGAUUCGUCUAGGACCGGGAUGGACACGAGGGAAAAGAUGGCGACCGAGGAAGGUGAGGAAGAGGACGACAAAGAGGAGGUCGAAGACGAGGAAGAGGACGAGGACGACCGCCCUGCUUGGGUUUUGUACGACGCAGAGACCUGGGUACCCAAGCCUAUCGGGGUUGUUUGAAGCAGCGAGUUUUCAGACACUCGUGUGAAUUCUAUAUAUGCCCUCCCUCUGGAAGAACUCAUUGCACCCUAUCCCUACCCCUGAGUUCCAUGGAUGGCCGAUGGGGGGGUCAUGUGACUGUGGGGCUGAUCCGUACGUAGAAUAUGGAUUACAU